AGUGGGACACCUACCUACCAGCCUGAGCUAACCUCGCCUGCUGUAAAACGAGGCAGGAUCUGUAGGUAAAUGUAUCACAGUAACUGUAUCCUGUAGCUUUAAUCUGUCACGGACUCGGUUUACUGUAUGAAGUUUCCUCCUCAGCUGGCAACGCUCUCCAUUUCGCAACUGACUGACCUACUUAACUUACAACAGAGAAAAACAAAGUUCCUAAACGGCGAAUAGAGAAAUUCAAAGGAACGCCCCUCUCCCGUGAGAGCUAAAUACCUGCACAGGUACACACCACCGACCGGAGCAGCGGUAAACACGGUGCUGUCUGCCAAUGGCUGGAGCUGUGGUGCCCGGCUCGGUGUCCGCGGGGCUCCGGGCCAUGUUUCUCAUGCUCACACCGAACGAAUCAUCCUUUCAGAAAGUGGAAGAUGUUCCCCAGUAUGUGCAGCAGGCCACUCCUUUCUUUGUAGGGCUGAUGGUGCUGGAGCUAGUGGUGGGCGUGCUGAAGACAGGAGCCUCAGUGGUCACCAUCAGUGAUGGAGUCACCUCAAUAUCUGCUGGAAUGAUCUCCAGACUCCCACUUUUGUUAAUGAGAGGCUGUGAGCUGACUGGUUACAUGUACUUGUGGAACUAUUACCGCCUGGUGGAGCUGCCGUGGGACUCUGCCUGGACCUGGUGGUUCACCUUCCUUGGCACGGACUUCUGCUACUACUGGGUCCACCGCUUUGCUCACGAGGUGUCCAUCCUUUGGGCUGCUCACCAGGUUCACCACAGUUCAGAGUACUACAACCUCACCACCGCCCUCAGACAGUCCGUCACGCAGCAGUUCACAUCAUGGAUUUUCUACCUGCCCAUGGCUCUGGUUGCACCCCCCUCGAUUUUUGCCGUUCACAUACAGUUAAACCUCCUCUACCAGUUCUGGAUCCACACUGAGCUGAUCAGAGACCUUGGACCUUUGGAGUGGGUCUUUAACACCCCAAAACAUCACAGAGUUCAUCACGGGAGGAAUAUUUACUGCAUUGACAAGAAUUACGGAGGGAUUCUCAUCAUAUGGGACCGAUUAUUCGGUACCUUUGCUCAGGAGACAGACAAAGUGGUGUACGGCCUGGUGUUCCCUAUCGAAACCUUUGAAAUCCUCUACGUUCAGUUACACUACUAUUGGUAUUUGUGGCAAAAGUCCAACACUUUCGAUGGUAUCAGCGACAAAUUGUCAACUUUCUUCAAAGGUCCGAGUUGGAAACCUGGUAAACCUCGGCUAGGCGACCAUGUCGACAACCCCAAGGUUACCGGACAGGAAGUGCCUCAUGAUCCCAGCUGGUCGCUGCCUUUACAAGUUUAUGUGGUCAUACAUUUUCUGCUGGCGCUGGGGACUUACCAUGAUCUGUUUGAAAACAAGAUGAUGCUGUCACAGUUAACCAUUCUGGGGAUGGCCGGCUACAUUCUGCUCACUCUCACCUCCCUGGGCUUCCUCAUCGACCAGAGGCCAACGGCGGCUGUCUUGGAGAUGCUACGUUGCGUCGUCACGGUGACAAUGCAGAGGUACGGCUUCAUGAAGCCCCUGCUGCCUUUCCUGGCCGUGCCCACAGAGGCCUUUGUCUCCCUCUCUCUGCUGUACUGGGUUCUGCAGGGCUUCUCUCAGCUGCUCAGCAUCAAGAGGAAGGCCGACUGAGUUGAGACACAGAAAGAAUCAUCACACACAGUCAUAAUUGUUGACAUAAUUCCAUAGUAACACAUUUGAAUCACCUAAAUAUUGUGUACAAACGCAUCUGUCUGUGGCAUCCAUCAACGUCUGCUGUUUUCUAUUGAAGAUAAAGCCGUUAUUAUAGCUUCUGCUUGAUUCACUUUUUUACUGUUUAUGUAUGAAGUCUGUUCAUGGCUGAUGCUUAAUCAUGUAAAUCAGCCAAAGGACAUGGCAAGGUGCUUAACAGGUGCUCCAUCAAGUGAUCCAUUUUACUCUUUCUUAAUGUUUUUUUGUUUUUACUGUUAUAACAGAGCUAGUCUAUAUCCACCACCUUCCACUUCCGGGAUUGCUCCGUUGCAGCCUUUCUUUGUGUUGGCAUUUUAAACUCCGUUGGA
Perca fluviatilis (European perch) is the source of this 2067-nucleotide messenger RNA. It is a transcript of the gene agmo, whose product is annotated as alkylglycerol monooxygenase. The transcript is spliced from 13 exons. Bases 323 to 1660 code for a protein of 445 amino acids. Gene Ontology annotation, biological process: lipid biosynthetic process. The record is from RefSeq and is a predicted model, not a curated record. NCBI's taxonomy places the organism in Eukaryota, Metazoa, Chordata, Actinopteri, Perciformes, Percidae. Gene Ontology annotation, cellular component: endoplasmic reticulum. Gene Ontology annotation, molecular function: iron ion binding; oxidoreductase activity.